Molecule: messenger RNA, 232 nt
Organism: Rhizophagus irregularis DAOM 181602=DAOM 197198
Lineage: Eukaryota; Fungi; Glomeromycota; Glomeromycetes; Glomerales; Glomeraceae
Source: RefSeq, a predicted model, not a curated record
AAUUCAUAAAAAAAAAAGGAAAAAAAAAAAUGGCAGAAUACACCACAAGAGAUAUAAUCGCUAUGAUCUUUGCAUUUUUCUUACCACCAGUUGGUGUAGGACUUGUAAGAGGAUGUCAUGGGGAUUUAUUUAUUAAUAUUGGACUGACCAUCCUAGGUUUUAUACCAGGAAUUGCUCACGCACUUUAUAUCAUUUACAAGCACCGUAUACACUAAUUAAUAAUCCUAUACGA